Gloeophyllum trabeum ATCC 11539 is the source of this 585-nucleotide messenger RNA. RefSeq lists its product as uncharacterized. Gene Ontology annotation, molecular function: calcium ion binding. Lineage: Eukaryota; Fungi; Basidiomycota; Agaricomycetes; Gloeophyllales; Gloeophyllaceae. Bases 1 to 585 code for a protein of 194 amino acids. Gene Ontology annotation, cellular component: membrane; intracellular membrane-bounded organelle; cytosol. The record is from RefSeq and is a predicted model, not a curated record. The transcript has 6 exons.
AUGGGCAAGUCGCAGAGCAAACUCUCGCCCGAGCAGCUCGCAGACCUGCAGAAGAACACCUAUUUCGAUAAGAGAGAGCUCCAGCAAUGGUACAAGGGCUUCCUGAAAGACUGCCCGUCCGGCCAACUCGACAAGACUGAGUUUGGCCGAAUCUACAAACAGUUCUUCCCUUUUGGAGACCCGGGGGAGUUUGCGGAUUACGUUUUCAAUGUUUUCGACGAGAACAAGAACGGAACGAUCGACUUCAAGGAGUUUAUUUGUGCGCUCAGUGUGACCAGUAGAGGGCGGUUGGACGAGAAACUUAAAUGGGCGUUCCAACUAUACGAUAUCGACGGGGACGGCUUUAUUACAUACCAUGAGAUGCUGCAGAUUGUACAGUCCAUUUACAAGAUGACAGGGCAAAUGGUGAAGCUCCCAGCUGAUGAAGAUACUCCAGAAAAGGUCAGAUCGCCUCUGCUAUAUAAGAUCUUCAGGAAUAUGGACAGAGAUAAAGAUGCAAAACUAACGUACGACGAGUUUGUGGAAGGAAGUAAGCAGGACCCGACAAUCGUUCAGGCUCUGUCGCUUUAUGACGGUCUGGUAUAG